CUGUUGUAGUAUGACAUUAUUGUAGCAAGUUUAAUCAUCCUCCAUUUGUCUAUGGCAACCAAGAAAGGAGCAGAAAAGCAAACCACCUCAGAAACACAGAAGUCAGUGCAGUGCGGAACUUGGACAAAACAUGCAGAGGGAGGGAUCUUCACCUCUCCCAACUAUCCCAGCAAGUACCCCCCUGACCGAGAGUGCAUCUACAUCAUAGAAGCUGCCCCAAGACAGUGCAUUGAACUCUACUUUGAUGACAACUACUCUAUUGAACCAUCUUGGGAAUGCAAAUUUGAUCAUAUUGAAGUUCGUGAUGGACCUUUUGGAUUUUCUCCAAUAAUUGGACGUUUCUGUGGACAACAAAAUCCACCUGUAAUAAAAUCCAGUGGAAGAUUUCUAUGGAUUAAAUUUUUUGCUGAUGGAGAGCUGGAAUCUAUGGGAUUUUCUGCUCGAUACAAUUUCACACCUGAUCCUGACUUUAAGGACCUUGGUGUUUUGAAGCCAUUACCAGCAUGUGAGUUUGAGAUGGGCGGUCCUGAAGGAAUCGUGGAGUCUAUACAGAUUAUGAAGGAAGGCAAAGCUUCUGCUAGCGAGGCCGUUGACUGCAAGUGGUACAUCCGAGCACCCCCACGAUCCAAGAUCUACUUAAGAUUCUUGGACUACGAGAUGCAGAAUUCAAAUGAAUGCAAAAGGAACUUUGUGGCCGUGUAUGAUGGAAGCAGUUCCGUGGAGGAUCUGAAAGCUAAGUUCUGUAGCACAGUGGCGAACGAUGUCAUGCUCCGCACAGGUCUCGGGGUGAUCCGCAUGUGGGCCGACGAGGGCAGUCGGAACAGCCGAUUUCAGAUGCUCUUCACAUCCUUUCAAGAACCCCCCUGUGAAGGCAAUACAUUCUUCUGCCACAGCAACAUGUGUAUUAACAACACAUUGGUCUGCAAUGGACUCCAGAAUUGUGUGUAUCCUUGGGACGAAAGUCACUGUAAAGAGAAGCGGAAAGCCAGCCUGCUGGACCAGCUGACCAACACCAGCGGGACUGUCAUCGGCGUGACUUCCUGCAUUGUGAUCAUCCUUAUUAUCAUUUCUGUCAUUGUGCAGAUCAAACAGCCUCGUAAAAAGUAUGUCCAAAGGAAAUCGGACUUUGACCAGACAGUUUUCCAGGAGGUCUUUGAGCCUCCUCACUAUGAGUUAUGCACCCUCAGAGGGACAGGAGCCACCGCGGACUUCGCGGACGUGGCCGAUGACUUUGAGAACUACCAUAAACUGCGGAGGUCCUCUUCCAAGUGCGUUCACGACCAUCACUGUGGAUCCCAGCUGUCCAGCGCGAAAGGCAGCCGCAGCAACCUCAGCGCGAGAGAGGCCUCGGCCCUGGCGGAGAUGCCCCCGCAGCCUGGCAAACCCCUCGCCCCGCCCACGAACAGGAGGAACAUCCUCGUCAUGAAACACAGCUACUCCCGGGACGCCGCCGAAGCCUGUGACAUCGACGAGAUCGAGGAGCUGCCGACCACGAGCCACAGGCUGUCCCGACACGAGAAAGCCGUCCAGCGGUUCUGCCUCAUUGGGUCUCUAAGCAAACAUGAAUCUGAAUACAACACAACUAGGGUCUAAAAAGAAAAGUCAAGAGAAGAACUAUUUAUACAAACAUGGGGACUUUGAAAAGAAAAUUCUAUAGUGAAUUGUGAAAAGUGGACAUAUUUCUAAAUUCAUUCCACUGCCUUUAUCCAAACUUAAGAAUUACAGACAUUUGUCACUCCUUCAGCAAGACAUCCCUGCUGCACAAUGAUAUGUUCAUUUCGUAAUUUGGUUGCUGGCCACCAAGUGCUCCUUAGUUUUUAAAUACAUUUUGAGAUUUACUGGAAACUUGAAGAAGAAAUUAGUUCCUGUUUAAGACUGUCCCAACUUUUACUUUUACUGUUGGUUUGACCUUGUUUCUGUGUUGUUUUAUGUCUUUGUUAUAUAAUUAUACGUUGUGUGAUAUGUGAAAAGAAAAACAUGAUUUUGGAUGAAUUUUGUGUUACAUGUACAUUGUUUUCAUUAUAUAGACUGCUUGAGAAUAGUGGGUUCCUGAGUGAUUUUGAACAUGCUACAGUGGAAAGUGAAAACAUGGACCAUGGAAACACCAGUUAGAGAUUUUAUGGACUAUAAACAUCUGUUGUUGUAUCAUGAUUAAAUGCAGUAAAAUUAUUAGAUUGCAAUAAGACAAAUCUCAUUUUUUGGUCUUCCCCCUAUACCUCCAAUAUCUUUUGUGUUUUAUAUUAAAGGAAAAUACCAAGUUUCAGAAAUAGUUUUUGAAAUCGGGUAUUUUACCAUUUACACCCUUCAAUAGAAAUGUGUUUUGAUUAAGCACUUAGCAAUAUGACUGAAUUGACAGUUUGAGAAAAUACCCUGCAUGUCAGUCCUGGAUAUUUGAGUUGGAAAAAUAUCUUUUGUAUUAGACACAUUGUAAAAAGCAUGCAUUCUGGAGUACUGCUGUCACUCUUCCAUUUCUUUAUGUCAUAUGCUUGCUACUUGUUAACUUUUUAUAUAAAGAUACAUAAAAUUGUAUAAUAAUUUCCUAUCUUGAGUUAAGAGAAAUGUUUUCUUCUAUCAGAGUGGUAAAAAACUGACUUACGUAAGUACAUGCUUUAUAUCAAUUCUUUCCACUUGUUUGGCUAUACGAUGUCUUUUAGUAUCAAGGCUUACUUCUCUAAAAUUUGAUUUCUUUUAUGGAAUAUGUUCUCCUUUUAGAAUAGGAAAAUCUUUUAAAAAUGCUCUUAAAAUCACAGACACUUUGAUGACCCAGAUUACACCAUUCGGAGUUGUUCUUCUAAGUAGACACACAUAUGAUACCUGAACGCUUACUAAUUAUGAUGUGUUUAAUAUAAAUAAAGGAAAUCAUAUAUUUAAUUGCUUUUGAAUUACAUACACUAUAAAGUUUGAUUUAGUGAGUGGUUCACUUUCUAAAUAUUUAUUAUGUAUUCUUAGAAAAUAAAAUUUAAAAAGCAGAAUUACUAUACAUCUGCUUACCAACAUUUCCAAAACUGCUGAAUUCUAUGGAAUCCUGUCCUUCAAAUAACAAAGCAGUCUGGUCUAUCACAAUUCAAACCUUGCAACUCAAGAAAGCUUUACAAAUCCAGCAUAUGAAUUACUUGCAUACAUCUCUAUUAGGGGUUCAAAUUCAUAUAUGCUACAACAACAAAUAAAUGGGAAAGAAAAUAAAAUUUUCUGACAGAAAAAUUAAAGAAUUAUCAUGGCCAUUCUGAACAGCCUAUAGUGAAAAAACGUCAAUAUACAGAAGUAAUUGCUAUCAUGAAUUUCAUAAACUGGGGAAUAGGAAAAAUGUACAUUGAACAUGACAAAGAAAGAUUAUUUUUUAUUGUUUUAUACAUAUUUUUAUACACAUGGCUUAUGUUAGAAUUUAGCCUUUUUUAUUUGUUUUGACUGAUUUAUUUAUUUUCAGGUCAAUGUUUAUGCCCUUUAAUUCAAAGUUAAUGCAUCCAGGGAUUAUUUUUUGAGGUGACUAGCCAUAUUUUGUAUUUUUUCUCUAUUAAGAAAUCCUUAUAGGUCCUUUACACUUUGAAUGUAUAAUCUCAAAAAAGUAUGAUAUGCAUGUCAAGACUUUUUACUUAUAAACCAAAAGAGACAGGAAAAUAAAUUAGGUGAACCAUUUACCAUUUACUUAUCUUGCAGCUGCCCAUAGGCAUUCCCUCCAGUUCUUCCUAAAUACACAGAAUGUUUCUGAUCUGCUGGUUCACCCCAGAUCAGCAUCACGAAUCCACUAAUAGAGACAUUUUUUGAAAAUCAAACUAUUCUGAGUUUAAUGAUAAAGAUGGACCGCUUGCACAUGCUUAAUCCAUAACAGCUCCAUGAGAAAACAGAACUAUUCCAAAUGAAGAAUGGGCCUCCUCCACAGUAAUACUAAAAAUAUUUAACAGUAGGAAUUGACUAAUCAGAAAAGAGGUGGAGAUAAAGCUGGGUCAGGCACCUGGAGGCAUCCAGGUUGUUUCCUAGUAAUAACUCGAGGUACUGGGUCUUCAGAGAGUGGCUUCCAUGAAAAAGGAGGCUCUUUAAAGCCAGUAUUGAAAUCUGUCAAUGUAUUAAAAACUCUAGUGUCCUGGUGAUAUCAGACCAUAUGCUCUGAAUAUCAAUCAUGGAUUUACAUUUAUGGGGAGACAUAUGCAGGUAAGGAAUGAGAUGUUUCAAGACUUUCAAGAUGUUUCAACAGAUAAUUUUUUUGAUAACAUGAAUUCAACUAUUACCUUCACAAGUGGUUUUUUUAAAUCAAUAAAAUGUUUUCCAAUCGCCUACUUAUACACUACAUUAGUUACCUGGAAAUAGCUCUUUUCAUUUUCUGCCUCUGUGUGAGUGCACUUCCACAACCUGGGCGGCCUGUCAUGAGUCUGUGCGACCUAUGAAGCCCUGAAUUCAGGGUUUUCUUUUUUCCCAAGAGCAUAUUCAUUGUUUAAGGUUGGUGUGCCAGUUUGGAAAUACCAUCUUUUUGUACCUACUUUUAUAGACAUGGCAUUUUUAUGCAUCAUAUUGCAAAGUAGACCUAUGUAAUGUUUGGUUUGCCAUAAUUAACUCCCAGUUGAUUAGACAAUUAAAGUGUGGUGAUAAGCAUAUUUGGGGAUCAGUGGCUUUGGACUUUUAAAGGAGAACAACCCACAUGGUGGCGAUUCUGGGUUUUGUUUCAUGUGGUUGUGUUUUUUCUUUUUUCCACUAAAGAUAUUUCAACGGGUCUGACACCACAAACUUAUUCUUGUUGUUUAAUAAAAGUAGGUCUUUGACAUUACCUGCCUACUCACUGAAGCUCUUGCAUUCACCUUUUCAAUAUUUUUCCCUUAGGAAUUCAAAUUUUCCUUAAAUUUGGUAGCUUCUUAAAAAACUCCAUGAAUGGAUUUCUUUCGACUUCAGAAAAUCAUAAUAAACUGCAAAAUAGAAUACUGGUUCCUGUUACCUUAAUUAAAGUAAUGGCGCAUAAUUUACUAAUGUUUUGGUGGAAAAAUAAAUAAUACCAUUUUAUCUUACUUUGCAGUUUGUAUAUUUAAGUGAUGAAGAUGAGUCCUGUCAGCUUCCAGCUCUGAAGGGAGGUUAAAUAAAUAAAAACCUUUAAAGUUGUCUGAACCCUAAA
Molecule: messenger RNA, 5095 nt
Organism: Manis javanica (Malayan pangolin)
Lineage: Eukaryota; Metazoa; Chordata; Mammalia; Pholidota; Manidae
Source: RefSeq, a predicted model, not a curated record